Zeugodacus cucurbitae (melon fly) is the source of this 1422-nucleotide messenger RNA. Its product is annotated as tetraspanin-9. Lineage: Eukaryota; Metazoa; Arthropoda; Insecta; Diptera; Tephritidae. The transcript has 6 exons. The coding region runs from base 430 to 1278 and encodes 282 amino acids. The record is from RefSeq and is a predicted model, not a curated record. Gene Ontology annotation, cellular component: membrane.
GCAGCUGGAUGGUUGAAUGAUCAACUGAAUUUCGACUCGUCGCCGGUACCGCGGCAGAGAUUUUCUUUUGUGACCGACCACCGGCGAACGAACACAGACAGUCGCUGUUGACCUCUGGUCCGCCUGUUUAAUCCGCUAACAGCCGUUGCAGUGAAGAGCCGUUGUGCGCGCACGCGUCUCCGCUUUGCGUUUCUAUCACAAUCUACAGCCAUCAGGCGGACAGUUGACUUGCGCCGUGUGAGCCGGGAGGAGGUUAAGUUGAGCCAUCGCGUUUGACCAUUAAAUUUAAUGCCGCGGAUGAAAGUGAUUUGCGUUGCGCUGUUUUCCCAGUGAACUAUACUUUGCGCGUUUAGCUGCUUGCUGCAGAGCAGACAACAGUUUAUAAUUAACUAUCUAUAUAAAUUGAACAGAUAAAACCACAUAUUCAAAAUGGGUAAUGCAGGAUACACAUGCAUUCGACGGACAUUCUGUUGGCUCAAUAUAAUAUUAUGGCUUUGCAGUUGUGCCUUCCUGGGUGUCGGCGUGUGGCUGCGUCUGUCGUACGAGGGUUACGCCACACUGCUGCCCGAUCAUCAGGUCUUGAGUGCAGACUCGAUUUUCUUAGCGAUCGGUGUGAUCGGCUUUGUUGUGUCGUUCUUUGGCUGCUGUGGUGCUUGGGUGCAGUCGCGUUGUCUCUUGGUGCUGUAUUUCCUGCUGAUUGUUUUGCUUUUCUUGAGUGAAUUCCUUAUUGGUGCGAUUGCUUUCCUCUUUCGUGGCGGUUUGGGCCGCACCUUCGCCAACGAAUUACGUUUCGGCAUUGAACGUCAUUAUAAUGCGUCGGAUCGUGGCAGUUUGAUUGCGCCAUCUGUGGCGGCAAUUUGGGAUAGUGUGCAGCAAUCGUUCGAAUGUUGUGGUGUAUCCUCGUAUGAGGACUGGUAUGAUAUUCAAUCGUGGAGCGGCAAACGUUGGGUGCCUGAAUCAUGCUGUCGUCCAUCGGAGGCGCGUAGCAUACUGACGGAGGGUUCUGGAGAUAGUUUUCUGCGAGUCGAUUGUGGGAAAUCCGAAAAUCCCGCGCUCUGGUGGAGUAAAGGCUGCGCCCACUCCUUGCAGUCCUGGUUCCAGGGCCAGCUGAAUAUCGUCGGUGCUGUUGGUUUGGGCAUUGCAUUCGUACAACUCUUCGGCUUAAUCACAUCGAUGUUGCUAUUCUGCACCGUUAAACAUAAACGUGAAACUGAGACAUACAAAUCGUAUUCACCCUCGAUUGAUCCGCAAACACGAACGAGUAGCUGGGAGGACUGAAGUCGACUUUAGCCGCACGCUAAGCGCAACGAUAGUAUUCUUAUCAUAUCUUAUUGAUUAAAGGCAUUUAAUUAAGAUAUUUAUAAAUAACACGACGAUUUAACGCAGUGAAAAACGAAUAGAAUUAGUAACUAAAAUAUUUGA